CAUGUGGAGAACCCGGUUUUCAGCAGCGAGAAUCUGCGCCAGAAUAAUUUCGAUGCAUUCUUCGAGGCCCGCGAGCCCGUCAUUAAGCUCCACCCACUCACACCGAACACGGCUCCUGCUGAGGGCGGUCGGGGCUAUUCGCCGCCAUUGGAGGGCCGCAGGGGGGUCUACGACUCGCCACGGACGAGGAGUCCCGUUGGAAAAUCCGGGGGGGCCGGUGGCGAUCUCUUUGCCCGCUCACCGCGAGAGGACCGCGAUCGAAUGGCCAACGCUCGUUCUCGCAGUGCGGAUCAGUACGAUGGGGCGGCAACGGGACUUGGGCCGGUACUGGGACCUGGACCGGGUACAGGUGCGGGUGCGGGUGCUGUGGAAAGUGGAUCCAACUCUGCGGGCGGUGGUGGCGGUGGUUCAGCCGGAGCGCACUCCAAAGGUGACAGGUUCUUCGGUAAAAUCUUCAAGUGGUCGAAGAAAUCGUAAGUUCUUCGGGUGGAGGGGGCCACGCGGUGGUUCCCUUAGCCCCCGGGCCGGCGGCAGUAUGGCGUCUUACAGCGGCGUGCUCAAGGACUACAGUCACAGCAGCUUGAACGAGGCUUUCAAGUCCCAGAAUAGUGUCAACUUUAAGUUAAUUAAAACAGUAUCCGAUUUCACCGAAACACUUUCUCAACUGUAUGAGGAACACGCAACUGCCCUACAAACUCUAGUGUCCAAUUAUCGCAAAAAGAAUGCUGAGCUACGCAAAGAAAGACCAGCCUGCCACUUGGCCAUAUUUCAGGCAUGGGAAACAUUCCUGCAAGAGGCCGAGACGGACUCGCAGGCCUGCAACGAUGUGGCCAGUGUCCUCUCCCGACAGGUGUCGCGACCAAUGCUGGAUAAAUCCUUUCAUCGUAAAGUUCAAAGCCGCAAAAUAUUUACACACAGGGAGUCUUUUGAGACUAUUAUCGCAAAGACUGAAGAGAAGCUGUCAAAGUGCCGGAUGGACUACAAGCAGUGCCACAUGGCCCAUCGACAGAGCCCCAGCCAGCACUCGCUCACCGAAUACAUUGAUGCGCACAAUGCAUACGUGCAGCAGCUGCAUGCCACCAAUGGCAUGCUGGAGGCCUACCACGGCGACACUCUGCCACACCUAAUGCAGGAGCUGGAGGAGAUACACAAUGACCUGUCCGGCAUUGUUUCCGAUUCGCUGUUGCAGGGAGCCGACGUAAUUGCCAGCAAGGCCAGCGACCAGGCCAAGCGGUACAUCAGUCUGACCAACCAGUGCAGUGCGGUCUCGCCGCCGCAGGAUCUGGCCAACUUUGUGCGCCUCCUGGCCCAGCCAUCGCAGGCCCAGAAGGUUCCGCGGCGGCCCUUUGCUCCACCCCAAGGCGAGCCAGGCGAGGAGACGGGCGAAUAUAAUGAGAUGACGCCCAACUUACGGAACGAGCUCGUCUUCGACCGCCACUCCACGCUGUCGCAGCGCUCGGCCCUGGAGUCACUGAAGCGUGAGGCCUUAGAAUUGGAAUUGCAGAUACGUCAGCUGCAGGACGCCAUUGAUGCACUGAAUCGGACACAGACUCGAGGCAUAGAGGGCCAGCUUUACAACAAGGUCAACGAGCUGCAGGAGGAUUUAUCCAUGAAGAAGUUUGACUUGCGCGCCAAGCAAAUCCAUUUGGCGGCCAUACGGGCUCAGAAGGAGCUGUUCGUGAGCAAAGUUGAGCCGACGUCGCCGCGCAACGAACGCAAAUUCUCCGCUGCCACAGCGCCAUCGAUGAAAACAAAGUGGCUGAAAGCAUUUAAGAGCCUAAAGCCUGCUGGUUCUGGUUCAGCACAACAAGCAGACAGCCAACCACCACCCCGACAAAAUCAAAUGUACCACGCUGUAUCAACCGUUUUGACUUUGAGGCGUAAUGGUGCCUCCAGCACGGCCUCGGAGCCGCUUCGCCCCAACCUGGACGGGAGCCACCAUCUGCAGGAGUACACGUACAAGAAGAUAACGGCCUGCGACGCCUGCUCCCAGAUACUGAGAGGCCACACUCGGCAAGGUCUACGCUGCCGCAUCUGCAAGCUAAAUGCCCACGGAGACUGUGCCCCGAAUCUGCCGCGCUGCCAGCCUAAACAGAAACUCCUGCGGCGACAGAAGAGCACCUCGGAGCUGGAGAAUCGUGUUGAUGUUGAGGAGGAAACAGGCGCCGAAAAAUCCGUCCAGGCGAAGGUUUUGGAUGGCAGCUUCGUGGGAGGCUCGAUCCCCGGACCCGCAUUCGCAGAGCGGGAGAUGGUUCCGGGCCCACGGCCCGUCGAUAUACCCAUUGUCAGUGUCUCCGAGCUAGCUUUGCAGGAGCAGCAGCAGCAGCAGCAGCAGCAGCAACAACAACAACAACUACAACAGCAGCAACAGCAACAAUUGCAACAGCAGCAGCAAUUGCAACAGCAGCAGCAAUAUCAGCAGCAGCAACGAAGUCUGGCAUCGGUGGCGCAGGCGGCAGCUGUGCGGGCCGGACGGGGCGUGCGACCGCCGCCCGUGGCCAUGCCCAUUUUGGGCGUGCAACUGCAGCAACAGGAGCUGCAGCAGCAGCGUGGCGGCCUGCCAGUGCCCACCCAAGAUAUAUCUAGUAGUUCAGCACCGCACUCACCGCGCCGCCAAAAGUUGAACUUACGCAUGAAAUCCCUGAGCCUGGACUCCCCCGAGUCGUCGGAGCUGCACGGCCAAUUCCGUCGACGUCCGCAGCUGCCGGUAGCGGGCGCUUCGACAUCAGCGGCCCCGGGCUACUAUCACGGCGGAUCGGGUGGCCACCUGGAGCACAGCACUCCUCCAUCGAACAACAGCCGUCUGCACUCACCAUCGAGUCCUUCGCAUACGGGCCGCAAGCUGUUGUAUGCCACACGUGGCAUGCGUGGUGGCAGCGUCGAUUUGCCAGAUGAAUUGGAGAAGUCACAGUCAUCGGCCAGCACUUCGCCAUGCCUCUCACCAAAAUCGCAUCGUCUGCUGCCCACCAACUUGUACGUCAUCCUCUACAACUUCAAGGCUAGACAUCCCGAUGAGCUGGACCUCAAGGCGGGCUACAAGGUGACUGUCAUUGACACAUCCGAUCCAGACUGGUGGAAGGGGAAGGUGCUGGGACGCGUUGGCUUUUUUCCAUCCAAGUACUGUGUGCGUCUGAACGCCAGUGAGAAGCCGUUGCAGGUUACCCACAAUCUGCAAGUGUCCGAUGGGGAGCGCAGUGAAAAAAUUACGCUGCUGAGAGACCAGAUUGUCAUACAGAUAGGCGAUGAGGUCAAUGGUAUGUGCAUGGUGCGCUCAGCCGACAGCCGCCAGGGCUACUGUCCGGUCAAGUAUCUGCAGGAGGUGUGACAGCCAGAAGAGCCAGAAGAUGAGCCGCCUUCUGAUGAGCGGAGUAGGCCGCAGAAGUCAGCAAUGCAAACGUCGUCGUCGUCGUCGAGGACAACGGAGAAGACCAAGCGUAGAAUUAGAAUCGUAGUUAACGAUAAUAGCAGCUUAGCCGGAAGUAGUGUCGCACCUGCACCACCACACACCACCCACUCAAAUCACCAAAUUCCAAGGGAAGCUGAGGCCGAGACGAAGCGACUGAACAUCGACUAUGGCGACGAGAGCAGUGCCGAUUGGGAAAAGGACAAGGACGUACUCAUUCUCUCCGGACGACGGAACAAGAACGACAAGAAUUGGGAGAACUGGGAACGGAUUCGCGAGCAUAAGCUGGAGAAGAUGAAGAACAUAUGCUUCGAGAGCUACCGCCAGUCGAAGCGGGACAAGCUGCUACAGGCCAAGCCAAGACCAAAGCAGCUCGACACCACCUGGUACACGGACAACAUAUACUCCAAUCGCUCGGACGACAUGGAUGAGGACUAUGUCCCCGAGUGCAUCAAGUACGGCCCUUACCGCACUCUUCGCGACAUUAACGAGCUCGACGAGAAGUAUCCGGAGGAGGCAGGCGUCAAUCGCGAGCGGCGCGGAGAGGGCGAGGGCUCCCCAGGAUACGGCUUGCACCGAUCCAAGAGCUGCAAGGAGUUCCAGUACCCAAAAUCGCAGAGCUGGUGCUUCGAGGGCAACGUCUUUGAGGGUGGCGGCGGCGUGGCCAGUGGAAGUGCGAGUGUGAGUGUGAGUGGCGCUGCUGCUCCGGCCACCACCUCCAUACUGAAAAACCGAUCAGGAGUGCCCAAGUCCUACUCAUUCAGUGCCAGCACCAAGACAAUGCCCUUCGACAUCAUCGACUACGAGCUUCCCCCAGCCUCAAACACGCGGCGAGAGAAGCGCGAAGCCUACAGGCGCAACAUGAACAUGCUCUACAGCAACAGCCUGGACGAGCGAAGCCUGGCACACAGGUGUUGCGCUCGGGACCAGUGCACCAGCGCUAGGUGCCUGCUGGACGAGAUCUAUCCGGUAUCAGGGGUGGGGGUAGCACCCGCCCUGGUGACAGCCAGAUCACGGGGUCGCGCCCCAUCGCAGCAGUUGCUCGCUGGCAGCAACAGGAAUCUGAGUCUGAAUGCAGCGGAAUGGCUAUUCGAGGAGCGGGCAGAGGCCGAUCACCGGGCGGGGCGGGGUCCGCGGACGCCGGCCCCCACGGUGAUCUGUUGCUGCGCUGCAGACGACUGUUGCUGCCACCGGCAAGCACAGGCCCAUCAUGUGGUGGUUCGACCACGGUCGCGUGUCCACUGCCCCGGCCACCAUCCGGCGGCCGAGGAGGAGGAGCACAUGCACUGCCGGUACGACACCGAUCUGGAACACUUCAUACGAGCGGAGCGCGAGCGCCUGCUGCUGCAGGACAAGUUCCUGGACGAGGACGAGCGCUAUAUGGCCGCAGCACCUGCUCCGCGCAGCCCAGUGCGUCGGUACCCCAACUACCAGCGACCCACACGCAGCAAAUCGUUGCUGGAAAUGGAGCCAUCCAACCUGUUUCAUGACGACGACACUUGCUCGGACACAACCGAAAUCGAUCUGGAGGACUUCAACAUCGAUCUGGAGAAGUACUGGGAGCAGCUUGACAAGCCGCCCAGUCCCAUCAACAUGGACAUGCGGCGCAACAUGCAGAGCAGCCUCAAGGUGAAGAACGUCAAUGUGAGGUGCUACAACAACGGACAGCCCAUCGACCUUCAUGACCGGGAGCACGAGCGCCUGAUGAUCAAGAAGUCGCUGCUCGAGGGCAUGCCCUCGCCACCGCAGCUGGACUCCAGUGAGUCGUCCAACAAUGCUGGAUAUCCUUUUUUUGAGAACGGAGCCGACAGCCCCUCCUUCCAUCACAUCUCUGGAGCGGGUCCUGCGCCCACCUAUGGGCAUGCGGCAGGCUAUGGGCACAAGAUUUAUCCGACUGCGGACAUCCUGCCCUCGUACCAGUACAAUAACUUUUACCCCGAGCACAGUCACCCGACUGUGGGCAACGUGCUCACCCAGCAGCCCACAGCCGGCAUCCACCAUGCCUCCGCCGGCGGCCACUCUGCCCUAAGUCUGAUCAACAACAUCUUCUCCAUCUACAAGCCGAACAAGUACUCGCCGGAGAACUGCCAGAUGAACUAUGAGAGCAAGCCGGAGCCGUGCAAGAAGAUGAACGUGCCCAGCACCCGACGACCCCUUGGAGCGGCGGCACAUCACCAUCCACACCCUCACGAGUACAUGCACUCGUCGAUGAAGCGGCCCCUGCUGGUGAGUGCCGACCAGCCCCACUUCAAGAUUAUCCCCGAGAAGACUGGCCUCAAGAUAUCCCCUCUGCUUAGCUACGACGAGUAUGGCGGAGGUGGAUGUGGGGGCGCAAGCAUCGACAAGUCGCAUCAUAGACUGAGCAGCACGGCACGGCCUCUGAUGCUUCCGCACUGAUGGUGCUGGACCUUUCCGUGGUAUGGUAAUGGCAACUAUUGUUAGAUAUGCUCCCAGCGACUGCCAGAACAACUCUGCAGAAAUCCAAAAGACUCUAGAGCAGUGGAACGCAAUCCAAACGCACAUGUCCUGAGCCCUGCCUGCCCCCAACAUUUCCACUCCAUCCACAUUCCAGCUGGCUGGGGCGCGGUCUCAGGGCACUCAACCAACACCACCACUCGUCGUCGUUGUCGUCGUUGGUCCUCGUCCUCGUCGCCUUCGUUCAUCCGCCCGCACAGUUUGCUUUUGGUUCAGCAAUGGGAGCAGGGACAUUGUUCCAUUGAUUGAUUCAUCGCUGUCGCAGCAACUGGCACUCCAGCAAUCCAGGAAAAUCCAGGAGCAACAACUUCAGCCAUACCAUUGGAAAAGAGCACAACAACAAACUACAAGAAAUACUAUAACAUGACCAAGAACUUAGUCAAAAGAAUGUCGAAUCAUGAAGAUGUAAAGAUCGAAAG
Messenger RNA from Drosophila subobscura, 6297 nucleotides. RefSeq lists its product as uncharacterized. The record is from RefSeq and is a predicted model, not a curated record. Gene Ontology annotation, cellular component: extrinsic component of cytoplasmic side of plasma membrane. Gene Ontology annotation, biological process: positive regulation of protein localization to plasma membrane; positive regulation of voltage-gated calcium channel activity; skeletal muscle contraction. Lineage: Eukaryota; Metazoa; Arthropoda; Insecta; Diptera; Drosophilidae. The transcript is spliced from 19 exons. Gene Ontology annotation, molecular function: protein binding.